AUGGUUCAAAACGUUGUAGCUCCAAAGCUGCGCAGCCUGUUUAACGGCGGUUACUUUAAUACCGUCUGGUUGUUGUUGGAUACCGCUGAGCAGAGGAGAUAUAUCCUUGAGGGCCUGAAGAAGGCAUCCGACUCGGAGGCGCGUACGUUCUGGGGCCAAGAUUGUCGUGCUCUUUGCCCGGAGGUCACAGUUUCAAACUUCCUAUCGGAGGGCGGGAAGGGUUUCGUCAAAUUUCUCACUCGUUUCUUGAAGACCUUCGAGUCGUCUGGUCCCUACUACACCAGCGCUCCUACCAAACUCAUGGUGUUAUCAAUUUUACAUGACAUUGUCCAUCGUAGCGAUGGGAUGAAAGAUGCCCUGCACGUCAUGGACAAUACGCCAGGAUACUUCGCUCAAUCUUUAGCGGAGACAAAAACGGCUAUCAGGGACAAACCUUGUAUCCGCUGCGAGAACUGCACGAAGACACCAGAAGACAUCGGUCAAGGUGUUCGUUUCAUGGUGUGCGGUACUUGCAAAGGAAAACUCAACUUCGAGGUACAUUAUUGUUCUCAAUCCUGCCAGAAAGAAGACUGGCCCGUUCACAAAAAGGCUUGUGGCAAGAAGAAAGUGUCAAAGGGCCUGAGCGGAACCAAGGGAGACAAAUUUUGGGUACUGGACACUCCUGUCGCCGACAUGCUUCGUAGCCUCCCACAGCCACGGGAUGGGAGUUUUACCAUCCGAGACAUUGGCGUAGGUCCCUGCAAGGGCCAGCGUUCCCCUGCCGCGGAGCGUCAAACCAAGAUGCUUGAAGCCGACAAAAAUGUCGAUUAUUUCCUCUUCACUGCCAGUGGUGAACCAGUUCGCUUUGUGAUCGAUGAUCCAGGGGCGAAAAUGAUAUUCCGGGUCGUCCGGGGUAUGAUCAUGACGGACACCGCUAACAAGGGUGUUGAGUCUAUAGCGGAGUACAUACUCAAAUUCAUGAGCGGAUAUCCUGGAUUGAGCCGGGACAUCAUCCUGAAGCAACUCUGUGCGGAAUACGGAGAGGGCAUUGCCGAAGGGGUGGUGCUGGUGGAGCGGGACAGUCGAAAAAGGGGAGUGAACACGUUGAUAGAGAGUUUGAUAAAGGAUUCGUCGGGCGUGUUUGGGAGUUUCUGGCCUCUGAUGUGA
Molecule: messenger RNA, 1146 nt
Organism: Suillus paluster
Lineage: Eukaryota; Fungi; Basidiomycota; Agaricomycetes; Boletales; Suillaceae
Exons: 3
Coding region: 1-1146 (381 amino acids)
Source: RefSeq, a predicted model, not a curated record